Molecule: messenger RNA, 3936 nt
Organism: Juglans microcarpa x Juglans regia
Lineage: Eukaryota; Viridiplantae; Streptophyta; Magnoliopsida; Fagales; Juglandaceae
Product: leucine-rich repeat receptor-like serine/threonine-protein kinase BAM1
Exons: 4
Coding region: 225-2639 (804 amino acids)
Molecular function (GO): protein binding
Source: RefSeq, a predicted model, not a curated record
AGGGGCCAUAAUAGCUCCUAUGUGGUCUUCCUUGAAAGAACCCUCCGUAAACACAUUGAAUCCGAGAUACUUUCUCACUGAUUAUUUUCUUCCUACCAAACUACAGAAAAGCUUGUAGCCACAGACAUGAAUAUACAUGGUGGGUCUCAAUUUUUCUUUUCAAACCACCAUUAUAAGACUUCACGCUUAACUUAUUACAAACAUCUUUCUCACUCCCGCUCCAUAUGUGCUUCUUCAUUACCUCUCUAAACCAAAUAAUGAAAGUACAGAGAAAUACAAAAAUGCAACUCCUCCUGUCCCUUCUGAUUAUGUGCCUUCUCCACGUCCAUCCAACCCUCUCCGGCGGAUAUCUCCUCUCGGAAUACAGAGCCCUCCUCUCCAUCAAGUCCUCCAUGACUGAUGACCCACAAUCAGCUCUUUCUAUGUGGAACACCUCCACUAGCCACUGCACCUGGUCGGGUAUCACAUGCCACCCUUCCCGUCAUCGCGUGACCAUCCUCGACCUCUCAGACCUUCGUCUCUCUGGUACUCUCUCCCCUGACCUGGCUCAUCUCCGUUUCCUCUCCAACCUCUGCGUCGCCUCCAAUCAACUCUCCGGGGCCAUCCCCGCCGAGCUCUCUUCCCUCUCUGCCCUCCGCGUCCUCAAUCUCUCCGACAAUCGCUUCAACGGCAGCUUCCCCUCCCAGCUCUCCCUCCUCAAGAACCUUCAGGCUUUGGAUCUCUCUCACAACCGCAUGACAGGUGACUUGCCCUUGGCCGUCACUCAAAUGCCCAACUUGCGCCAUUUGAAUCUAGGUGGUAACUACUUCUCAGGUCGGAUAACGCCCCAGUUCGGGCAAUGGGAGUUCCUGGAAUACUUGGCCGUAUCCGGUAACAGGCUCCAAGGUCCUAUACCGCAGGAGAUAGGAAACUUGACGAACCUCAGGGAGCUCUACAUUGGACAGUACCCCAAUAUGUACGAAGGUGGCAUACCCCAAGAGAUCGGGAACCUAUCGGAACUAGUUCGUUUCGAAGCCAACGACUGUCUUAACUUAUCCAGUGAGAGCUUCCCCUCCCAGCUCUCCCUCCUCAAGAACCUUCAGGCUUUGGAUCUCUCUCACAACCGCAUGACAGGUGACUUGCCCUUGGCCGUCACCCAAAUGCCCAACUUGCGCCAUUUGAAUCUAGGUGGUAACUAUUUCUCAGGUCGGAUAACGCCCCAGUUCGGGCAAUGGAAAUUCCUAGAAUACUUGGACGUAUCCAAUAACGAACUCGGAGGUCCUAUACCGCAGGAGAUAGGAAACUUGACCAACCUCAGGGAGCUCUACAUUGGGUACUCAAAUAAGUAUGAAGGUGGCAUACCCUCGGAGAUCGGGAACCUAUUGGAACUAGUUAUUUUCGAAGCCAGAGACUGUAACUUAUCUGGCGAGAUACCACCGGAGAUCGGGAACUUGGUGCGCUUGAAAUCCUUGGACUUGUGGUAUAAUGUUUUUACAGGCGAGAUACCACCGGAGAUCGGGAACUUGGUGAGCUUGAAAUCCUUGGACUUGUCGUAUAAUGUUUUUACAGGUGAGAUUCCAGCGUCGUUUGCCGAGCUGAAGAGCUUGAGGCUGCUGCAAUUGUCUGGAAACAAACUCCACGGCGCUAUUCCUGAGUUUAUUGGCGACAUGCCGGAGCUGGAGGUGUUGGAGUUGUGGUUGAACAACUUUACCGGGAUCAUUCCUCAGAGGCUGGGAAAGAAUGGGAAGCUUCAGCUUCUUCAUCUUUCAUGGAAUAAACUGAAUGGUACUCUGCCUCCUGAUAUGUGUUUUGGGAAUCGGCUUGAGGUUCUGUUUACUGAGGGAAAUUUAUUGUUCGGUCCAAUCACGGACUCACUCGGGAGGUGCGAGUCGCUGAAUGAUAUCCGAAUGGGGCACAACUUUCUCAACGGUUCAAUGCCAAGAGACCUUUUCGGUUUGCCCAAUCUCAGCAUCGUGGUGCUGCAGAAUAACCGUCUGACCGGGAAGUUUCCCAUUUCCUCAAGGAAUAAUUCUCAAUUGUGGGCAGUAGAUAUUUCUGACAACAUGAUUCAUGGGGAAAUACCUAGUUGGAUCUGGAGACUUCCUUAUCUUCAGAUUUUGAAUCUUUCUCAUAAUUGUCUAGAGACUCUAGAUGUGAAUUUAAAUGCUCCCAACACUUCCCAAUCCUCGUUGAGCCUCCUAGACCUUCACUCCAACCAGCUCCAAGGUCAACUUUUAACUCUCCCAUUGCAUUUUCUAAACGUCUAUGAAUUCUUCACUGUUUCAAGGAAUAAAUUUGACGGGACUAUUCCUACGUCACUAUGCAGCGCUACCAAUCUUGAUGCUCUAGACUGGUCCCAUAAUCACUUGAUUGGCACUAUUCCCCAAUGCUUAAUUGAAAUGAGUAAAAAUCUAAGCGUGAUGGAUUUAGGGGGAAACAAUCUUACUGGAUUAAUUCCUGAUUCUUUUUUCAGACUACUCAUGUUCUUUACAAACUUUGGUUCUGAAUGGAAAUCAACUGGAAGGAGAGCUACCAAAAUCCCUAGCCAAGUGCAAUACAUAUUUGAAGGUUUUAGACGUUGGGAACAACCGCAUUCAGGAUACCUUUCCAUGUUAUUUGAAGAGCAUAGACACAUUGCGAGUCCUUAUUUUGCGAUCUAAUCAAUUUUAUGGGUCUAUUAAUUGUCUAGACGCUAAUACCACCUGGUCCAACCUUCAAAUUUUAGACCUGGCCUCAAACCAUUUUGUUGGUAAGUUUCCAAUACGUUACUUUUCUAGCUGGAAGGGAAUGAUAGUAACCGAAAAUAAUGCUGGACUUGACUAUUAUGUAAGUUAUGCCUCCACGAAGAAGGCAGUGCCAGUUUACAUCUCUCAAAUUAGGGUCAAUCUUACAUUAAAAGGUCAAGAAUUGGAGUUGGUGAAGGUCCUAACUAUCUACACCUCACUUGACCUGUCGUGCAACAGUUUUGACGGACAUAUACCUGCGGAAAUAGGAGAAUUCAAAGACCUAUAUGCCCUCAACUUAUCUCACAAUGCUUUUACAGGUCAAAUCCCACAAGCUUUAGGAAACAUUACUGCUCUUGAGUCACUAGACUUGUCGAGCAACAAGCUUAUUGGAGAGAUUCCUCUCCAACUUGCAUAUGGUCUUAUUUUCCUGUCAACCCUUAACCUUUCGUUCAAUCAAUUGGUGGGAAAGAUUCCACAGAUCAAGCAAUUUACUACAUUUACAGAAAGUUCAUUUGAAGGAAAUAUACGGUUAUGUGACUUUCCCAUGAAAGAAAAAUGCAUACCUGAAGAAUUGGGACCGCCACCUCCUCCAUCUAAAGAAUCUCACUGGAAUUCAAUUGAUUGGGACUUCUUAAGUGUUGAAUUGGGAUUUGUUUUUGGCUUCGGGAUUUUAUUGGACCUCUUAUAUUUUGGAAGAGGUGGAGGAAACGCUACUAUAAACAUGUCGACGACAUUGUUUUUAAGAUGUUCCCUCGGACAUACUUAAGAAUAGAGAAUCAUCGAAGGCGAGCACACAGGAAUCAAGGACGACAAGCACGAAGGAAUCAAGGUGGGAGGGAUUAGUGACAGUUACGAGGAGCAAUGCUCAAUGACGUCAGGGAGGUUGCUGGUUUUUCUGCUAUUGUCAGAUUCUCAAGGUGAAGAUGUCAACAUUGAAGUUUCUUUUAUGUCCAAACAGGCCGCCUUCUAUUUGGGAUCAAGUGACAAUCUAUAGUAGAAAGAUGCCCCAAUAAAUGCACUCUGUGUUUCUUUGUAUUACAUAUUAGGCCAUGCCUUGUUUUAGUGUAUUCUGCAAUGUUUUAAUUUCCGGUGAUGGGCUGAUUUUGUUGAAUUCUAUGUGGAAUUGUGAAUGCGAAUUGUGGAAUUUUUGGUGAUAGAUAAUUAUUAUUAUCAAAUUAGAAGAAAAAAAUAUUAUUAAAUUAUUAAUAUUUUAUUACUAUUUUAGCUAAUA